AGUCGCGUCGCGGCCUUCGGCAGCAGUUCACGGACAGACACGAGCGCGCGCAGCGAUGGGACUCAGCGCGAGAAGAAAGAGUUCUGCAAAACCCGGAUCGACUUGGCUGUUCUGAAUCCCAUCGGGUCGAUCGCUAUGGAGAUCUGAGUGUGACCGAUCCUUAACAACAGCGAGAAUUUGUAGGUUGGUGCUGGUGUAACGUCGUUGUUUGACCUCGUGGAUGCGGUGCCUGUGACAUCUCCAGACUUCAUCUCGAGCCGUGGAUCUGCUGCUAGUCCUCUAACUAACCCACCCACCCCUGCAGAGUCCGGGGGUGAUGCUGUCCGUUCUCUCGUACGGUAGACUGGUGGCCCGAGCGGUCAUCGGCGGACUCUCUCAAACCGACAGCCGCGAUUACAGCCUGGUGUCUGCCAGCUUCGGCUUCGGGAAGGAUUUUCGGAAGGGUAUCUUGAAGAAAGGGAUGUGUUAUGGAGACGACGCGUGCUUUAUAGCCCGACACAGGUCUGCUGAUGUGUUAGGAGUUGCUGAUGGGGUAGGUGGCUGGCGUGACUACGGGGUCGAUCCCUCUCAGUUCUCUGGGACGCUCAUGAGGACGUGUGAACGGCUGGUCAAAGAAGGACGAUUUGUGCCAAGCAGCCCAGUGGGAAUCCUCACCACCAGCUAUUAUGAGCUACUUCAGAACAAAGUACCACUCUUAGGAAGCAGUACAGCGUGUAUCGUGGUAUUAGACCGGCAGAGUCACCAGCUACACACGGCAAACCUGGGCGACUCUGGCUUUCUGGUGGUUCGAGGUGGAGAGGUGGUCCACAGGUCCGAUGAACAGCAGCACUACUUCAACACCCCUUUCCAGCUCUCUAUCGCCCCUCCUGAGGCAGAGGGCUCCAUCCUCAGUGACAGCCCUGAGGCUGCCGAUAGCUCUUCCUUCGAUGUCCAGUUGGGUGACAUCAUACUCACAGCUACAGACGGGCUCUUUGACAACAUGCCAGACUACAUGAUUUUACAAGAACUCAAAAAGCUCAAGAAUACCAACUAUGAAAGCAUCCAGCAAACAGCCAAGAGUAUUGCAGAACAGGCCCAUGUUCUAGCAUACGACCCCAAUUACAUGUCUCCAUUUGCACAGUUUGCCUGCGAUAAUGGCUUGAAUGUCAGAGGAGGAAAACCAGAUGACAUCACUGUUCUGCUGUCAAUUGUAGCAGAGUACACAGACUAACGCUCGCAAGGGCAGCAGAAUGCUUCUCUUGUUGUCUUCCUCUCAGCGACUGGACUGGCGGCUGUUUCCUGCUGGCAGGAUUGAGGGCUGUUUCAGCUUUCUGUUUCUGGCAGGGACAUCUGUUCCUUGGGUUCUUCGGCCUUACUACUCCGUAUUUCACAUGAUGUCAUAUGCAGGCUCAAGACAAAGAUCACCUUGAAACGGACUGCUAACGUCGAGUUGUGUUUGACAAGGGCUACAACAGGUGUUGAACACUUCUCCAGUACGUCUGUAAGAAUCGCCAGUGUUCCUGCCGUCCAGUGAUGAAUGAGUAGUUAGUAGUGAUGUGGCUUUGAGGCCAAAAAUGGAGAAAGAAUGAGCGAGUGAGGAAUAACAAUCUGAUUAGGUCCCAAAAAAGAAAGUUUCCAUAUCAAGAAAAACAUGGAGAUGGAAGCGUCAUCCAGUGGGAAUGCCAUGCAUGUUAUCAGGCACGAGUGACUACAACAGACUCUCCACUAGCUGAUGAAGAGUUUGUAUUUUGGGAAGUAAGCUGAGGUGUAACUUUACAGUACUAGACCGAUUAUGAAGCAUAACAACGUCAAAAAACUGUCAAAGUUAAUGAUCAACCAUAGAAAUGCCUUUCCUUUGAGAUAUUAAUUCAUGAAGAUGCUUUUGCAGAACAAGUGAAAUCAGAGUCAGACGGGUGUUUUGUUUCAAGCGAUUCAAAGUACAGGACAAAUGAGUUUGCUUGGGGAGACCGUAACCUUUUCCUUUCAUAUUUAUUAAUUUCAAACUGUAUUACUCUGGAUUUUUUUGACGUAAUUACAGCAGUACAACAGACUGCAAGAGAUUGUGGGAUGUGUUGAGAGGACAAGCAGUCCCACUCAAACCACUUUUAAGAAGUGCACAUGCAUGUGGUGUGUGUGUGUGUGUAUGUGAGAUAAGAACGUUUACGAUGUGUAGAUAUUUGGAAAACUGGCUGUAUAUUUAUCGAUGACAUGUAUGCAUUUGGAAAGUGUAGGCUAUUACACAUCAGAUGUAUAUGAGAGUAUAUUUGAUAAUUGUGUGGAUACUGUUGAAGUAUUUUUCUUUUUUUUUAUGUAAAACUUAAUUUUAAAAUAUCCCUCGAGGUGUUUAUGCACAAAGCUAAUGUUAGCAUCUGUGAAUGCUUUCAGUGGGUAUGUCAUGGAUCACAUGAUCUAAUAAAGUUAUAUUUUUAUAACUUC
This is a messenger RNA of Carassius auratus (goldfish), 2415 nucleotides long. Its product is annotated as protein phosphatase PTC7 homolog. Gene Ontology annotation, cellular component: mitochondrion. The transcript is spliced from 6 exons. The record is from RefSeq and is a predicted model, not a curated record. Gene Ontology annotation, biological process: protein dephosphorylation. NCBI's taxonomy places the organism in Eukaryota, Metazoa, Chordata, Actinopteri, Cypriniformes, Cyprinidae. The coding region runs from base 317 to 1210 and encodes 297 amino acids. Gene Ontology annotation, molecular function: protein serine/threonine phosphatase activity.